Cheilinus undulatus (humphead wrasse) is the source of this 2818-nucleotide messenger RNA. RefSeq names its product guanine nucleotide binding protein (G protein), beta polypeptide 2 (gene gnb2). Gene Ontology annotation, cellular component: cytoplasm; heterotrimeric G-protein complex. The transcript has 10 exons. NCBI's taxonomy places the organism in Eukaryota, Metazoa, Chordata, Actinopteri, Labriformes, Labridae. Gene Ontology annotation, molecular function: signaling receptor complex adaptor activity; protein binding. The coding region runs from base 688 to 1710 and encodes 340 amino acids. The record is from RefSeq and is a predicted model, not a curated record. Gene Ontology annotation, biological process: G protein-coupled receptor signaling pathway.
AGUGACCGAGAGGGCAGCUUCUCUUUUAACUGACAGAAAGCCUAACUCAACCUUCACCGGCGCCGUUUGGUUGGAUUUUUCUGCAGGUUUUUGUUCUUUGAUUGUAAUUCUUAGCUGUGUAAAAGGCUUAGCAUAUCUCCUGACUUUUCAUAGUGGGCUUUGGAGGCGUCUGUCCUGAUGAAGUGUCGGCAGGGGAGGGAGGAGGAAACCAGAGAGAGGAAGGAAGCGAGGAUAACGUCACGAGAAGCAUACUCGGAGUAAAACGGACUCUGUGCUGUUUAAUGGACAGUCCUUGAUGCGAGCCAGGCUCUGAGCUGCUUCUUUUUUGGGGGGCGAAUUGUGUUUAUUUACGAGGAUGUUUUUGUGAACUUCCCGGGCGUGAAAAGGGAGGCUGAUCGGAGAGGAAACGGGCAACCCAGCAGCAGAUUUUCAUCUCUUUCAGGAGCUCCACUAAAGCAGAGAAAAUGGAAAUGUGUGGAGCCCUCCUCCGUUUGCCUGCCUGCUGAAGGAUUUGGUUUUAAUCGUGACACAAGUGGACCUUCCCCGUUGCAGCUCCUUUUUUAAUGACUGGAAGAGACGUUUAGAUUAAUCCUACGUGGGAGUUUCGAAGUGGACUUUUUUGACGGCGGAGGAAAAGCAGCAAAAUCAUCGGGAGAAUUAACAGGUGACUGCAGAGACAAAUCCAAAAUGAGUGAGCUGGAGCAGCUUCGCCAGGAGGCCGAGCAGCUGAGGAACCAGAUAAGAGAUGCCAGGAAAGCGUGUGGAGAUUCAACCCUGACACAGAUAACAGCCGGUCUGGAUCCUGUUGGGAGGAUUCAGAUGCGGACGAGACGCACCCUCAGGGGCCACCUUGCUAAGAUCUACGCCAUGCACUGGGGAUCAGACUCGAGGCUUCUGGUUAGCGCCUCGCAGGAUGGAAAACUGAUUGUCUGGGACAGCUACACCACUAACAAGAUCCAUGCCAUCCCCCUCCGCUCGUCCUGGGUGAUGACCUGCGCGUAUGCCCCUUCUGGGAACUACGUAGCCUGUGGAGGCUUGGACAACAUCUGUUCCAUCUACUGCCUGAAGACACGUGAAGGCAACGUCAGGGUCAGCAGGGAACUACCUGGCCACACAGGUUAUCUCUCGUGUUGCCGUUUCAUUGAUGACAAUCAAAUAAUCACAAGUUCUGGAGACACCACAUGUGCACUGUGGGACAUUGAAACGAGUCAGCAGACCACGGUUUUCUCCGGCCACAGCGGCGACGUCAUGAGCCUGUCCCUGUCGCCCGACCUUCGCACCUUCGUGUCGGGAGCCUGCGAUGCCUCGGUCAAACUGUGGGACAUCAGAGACAGCAUGUGCCGGCAGACCUUCACGGGCCACGAGUCGGACAUCAACGCCAUCUGUUUCUUUCCCAACGGCAGCGCCUUCGCCACUGGCUCCGACGACGCCACCUGCAGGCUGUUUGACCUGCGUGCAGACCAGGAGCUCAGCGUCUAUUGCCAUGACAACAUCAUCUGUGGCAUCACCUCUGUGGCUUUCUCCCGCUCUGGCCGCCUGCUGCUGGCCGGUUAUGAUGAUUUUAACUGCAACAUCUGGGACGCCAUGAAGGGAGACAGAGCAGGAGUCCUGGCCGGCCAUGACAAUCGUGUGAGCUGUCUGGGUGUGACGGAUGACGGCAUGGCGGUGUGCACCGGGUCCUGGGACAGCUUCCUUAAGAUCUGGAACUGAGCCAUGCACAUAAACCGCACACACACCCACACAUGCACACACUUUCAAACAUGCACGCACACGUCUGACAAACAGGCACCACUCCCACAGCUCGGGACACAGUUUGCACCCUGUAUUCACUGUAUGUAAGAUCCAAUCGGCGACAUUUUACUGUACAUAAUAUAUAUGACUUAGGUAUGAGUUUACACACAUAAACACAAUGCUGUAUGCAGAACAAGCCCUGAACACGCACAUACUACCGUCAAAUGAUUUCAGUUCAAGCAUUAGUUCAAUACACUCUCUUACUUUGGUAUGAUUUCACACAAACAUUUGUAAAAUUAAAAAAAAAAAAAGUGACCAAAAAAGUUUGAUCUUCAGCUGCUCAAAUGAAAACACAAAUGCCACUUUUACCUGAAGCCUUUUAACACGUCAAACAUGCUCAUUCACACAUAAAGACACACUUUUCCUGAGAGACACUGCUUCUCAAGUUAAAACGGGGGGAGAGACGUCAUUGGACAAUUCUGUCUUUGUUUACAAUGAAGUCCAAAAUGCACUUCAGACAAAUUUUUUUCGUGACUAUUUUUGUCUUGGUACCGUGCGUAUCUCAGCGAAUGUGAAGGAAGAACAGUGUUGUUGUCAGAGAAUCAUGUGAGUCCUUAUACUGAAAACAAAACAACCACUGACAGACGGGCCGGGGCGAUGAUCACAGCCUGAGGGGGAAAAAAAAGUAAAAAAAUAAAAAAAUAAAAAAAAUCAUCUCCUGUUCUCUACUGGCUCCAAACAGCAGUCAGUGUUUUUAUAGAUAUGUACCCCCUACAUACAGUACAGUACAUCUGCUCUUAAGUUUUUCUUUUAUACUUCUUUUAUUCAUGUUCUCCCUGUGUGCCUCAGAUACACUUUAAGGAUUAUUAAUAGAGAAUAUUAAUGAAGUUAAAUUAAGGAAAAAAAAAGAUUUGAGAUUCAGAAGGUAGGUGAAAAUUAAAGCAUUGUAAGACGCAUCUUAAUAAAGCAGGAGCCAGUGAUCAUACUUUGACUUUGUCAAUGUAUUGUCCGGACAUUAUGAUGGUAUAAUUGUACAUAAUAUUAAUAAACGAAAGCCUCUCCUGCCAAUGCUUGUGGUUCCUUUUUG